Molecule: messenger RNA, 3116 nt
Organism: Syngnathoides biaculeatus (alligator pipefish)
Lineage: Eukaryota; Metazoa; Chordata; Actinopteri; Syngnathiformes; Syngnathidae
Gene: rbck1
Product: RanBP-type and C3HC4-type zinc finger containing 1
Exons: 14
Coding region: 896-2650 (584 amino acids)
Biological process (GO): positive regulation of canonical NF-kappaB signal transduction; proteasome-mediated ubiquitin-dependent protein catabolic process; protein linear polyubiquitination
Cellular component (GO): LUBAC complex
Molecular function (GO): ubiquitin binding; ubiquitin-protein transferase activity
Source: RefSeq, a predicted model, not a curated record
ACUUUUAAAAUACAUACACAGCCUUAUGGCUUGGCCCCCGUUAAUUUUGUGACACACGACUGUACCGAUGGAAAACAAAAAUAGAGGUUGUACGCACUGAAAAAAAAAUAUAUAUAUCCGGACUGUUCCCGUCAAAAUACGAUAUUGGCAGAGACAAAGGCGACUUCUGUUGUGAAUUCGGCUGCGUUGGAACUGAAUAAAAGUGCAAGCAGCGACUUUUGUAGCAAUUCUAAGAAAGGGCUCUUUGCACAUUAACGAGUUACGUUCUUUCUGAUCCCUUAGCGAUGCGUUCACUGACGCUCCGGAACGCAGCCUGCCAAUUUAUGGCAAACACGGCUAAUAUAUAUAUUUAAAAUAGAGCUUUACUUGUGCAUUUUUGAGUGGUGGAGUGACUAUUGCAUGCCAGACAAGUUUUACAUGGAAUGUAGCCAUACUUUGAUUUGAAAUAGGAACACAGCCGAAUGGUGGCGCCCUUGAACUUUCUGAGACGAGUUCACAAUUAGAAAAUAAGACAUUUGAACGUGUGCCGCAAUAAAAACAACCUUUUCGAACUUUGAACUGUCACAAACUAUCAUGACAGCGCCCUCUGCGCCUUCGGUUAUUAAUUCGGCUGCACUGAAAAAGUACAUUUCUUCCAUUUUAAAUUUCAAUUCCACCUUGCGGGACGAGUCUUCUCUCCGUGGAGUCAGUUAACCACUUUCACUUUUGCUUUCCUAUUCUUGCCAAAGGUGCCCAUAGACGACGAAGCCUAUUGAUCAUCAGUGACUUCCACUUUAGCUCCCUUGUUGUUGUUUUUCAUCUACUUUAAUUAGUCUUCGCGACUUAAUUGACACCUGAACGGAGCACGUGAGUUUUUAAAGUCAAGUGUUUUGCGUUCCCUGCUGUUCCAGUUGAAAUGGGCACGCGGGUGGCUCCGAAUGCCACUUUAAAAGAGGCGGAGGAGCUGACGAAAUGUCUGACCGAAGCUCUGAGCGUCGGGGAUGAAGAAGAGGCGGUCGCGCUGACCCGGAAGCUGUGCCGACUCUCUCUGCCGGUGUGCGUAAGCGUUCGAAGCCAGGCCUACCCUCAGGAAUCCAUCAGGUUGGUGGUGGGUGUGGAAGACGCGAAGUCCGACGCCGCCACGUCGGUGAGCGUAAUGGUUUCGUGCGGAAUGACCGUCUCCCAACUCAAAGACAAGAUCAACAAGAUAUAUGGCUUCCACCCGACGCUGCAGCGCUGGGUGAUCGGGAAGCGGUUGGCACGUGACCACGACACGCUGUACAGUCAUGGCAUUCGCAGCGAUGGCGACUGGGCUUUCCUGUUUAUCGUGUCUGCACACGCCGCUCAUUUCACGAGCCGGCAGCAGCGUCUGAACGAAGAGCAGCGUCCCCUUCAGGGCAUCGCGGAAGAGACGAUUAAAGUGAUUCCCAGAGCGAAUGAUGGGAAGAAAUCUCCUUCAGCGUCAUUGCCAACCCAGUUUCCUCCUCAUCCUGGUCCUCCUCCUUCUGCUCCUCCCCCUCCUCCUCAAGCGGAACCUCUCCCGGCUCAGCCGGGCUGGGUGUGUCCAAGUUGUACAUUCAUCAACGAGCCAACUUGUCGCGGAUGCCGGAUGUGCAGCGCGGAGAAGCCAGAGGAUUACCGCGUCCCCGAAGCUCACAAACCUCCUCCUCCUCCUCCUCCUCGUCCCCUUCUUCAUCCUCCCCCUCCUCCUCGAGUUGAACCUCUCCCGCCUCAGCUGGGCUGGAUGUGUCCGACUUGUACGUUCGUCAACGAGCCAACUCGUCCCGGGUGCCGGAUGUGCAGCGCGGAGAGGCCAGAGGAUUACCGCGUCCCCGAAGCUCACCAGCCGGUCGGAGAGGAAGCUGAGCGGCUUGAGAAGGAGAUGAUGGCAGUAUUUUUUUUCGAGGAGGUUGAGAAUCUGAAACGACUGAUAAACUACUCGGAAUUGCGAAAGACCGACGAUCUGAACAUCGUUCCCAAUACCUCAGAGUCUACCUGUCCCAUCUGCUUCUGUGAUCUGGAGCAAGGCAUGGGCAUAGUGCUCAGGGAGUGCCUGCACGCUUUCUGCAGGGAAUGUUUGCGAGGGACCAUCAUGAACUGUGAGGAUGCUGAGGUGUCCUGUCCCGAGCAGUGCGAUAUGAAGCUCGUCGACAGAGAGAUCAAAGCGCUGCUCACGGAACAGGAGUACGAGCGUUUUCUGGAACAACGUCUGAGCGUCGCCGAAAGCCGCCUGCAGUGCACCUUCCACUGUCGCACGGCCGACUGUCGAGGCUGGUGCAUCUAUGAGGACGAAGUCAACGAAUUCCACUGCGAGCUCUGCGGCCGGAUGAACUGCAUUAUCUGCAGGGCCAUUCACGAUAACAUGAAUUGUCAGGAGUAUCAAGAGGACCUCCGCAUCCGGGCACAAAACGACAACGCGGCGCAGCAGACCCAAAAUCUUCUGAAGCUCUUGCUCCAGAGCGGCAAGGCCAUGAAUUGUCCGCAGUGUGACAUAAUCAUCCAGAAGAGAGACGGCUGCGACUGGGUCUGCUGCUCUGUGUGCCGGAUGGAAAUCUGCUGGGUGACCAAACAAGCUCGCUGGGGACCCAACGGAAGAGGAGACACAUCCGGAGGCUGUAAAUGCCGAGUGAAUAAUAAGCCGUGCCAUCCCAACUGCCUCAACUGCCACUGACGUGCUUGUGCUGUUAUGUUAAGGGGGUUUUCGAACUUUUUGGCUCUGGGUAUCCUUUUCCGGGAGAGGAAAUACAAAGACACCCUCAUAAUCUUAAUCCCAAUCCACUACUACUAUAUAUACCUCUGAAUGAUGAUAUUUAUAAUGUACCUCUAUUUUUGAGAAACUACUACGACCUUAUAUCACAUACAAUAGCAUCCACUGACAGUUCUGGGAAUGCAGUCACAAUUUUUUAUAUAUAUAUAAAUGUGUGACGCAGAUAUUUAUGGUAUUUUGAAAACUACCGGUGUACCCCCCGCCCCCCUCUGUAUUGUACUUUUUUUUUUUUUUGUUAAAAAAAAAAUGGAAAAAAAACUGACAUUUUCAGUAAUACUUUGUCUCUCUUGAAUGAAGUCAGAACUUUUGGAUGGUUGCAGAAUCAAUACUUGCACCUUGUUUUGCCAUUUUCGUGUUCUGUGUGCAAUUG